AUGCGAGCUCUUGUAGCUGUGGCACAGAAAUAUCCGAAGAUUGAAACUUUCUUCACUACAGUACAUAGAUUGGUGAAUAUUGUUGGAGGAUCAGCUAAACGGAGUGAUUUUAUUCGAGAGAACCAAAGAUUGAAAAUUCUUGAAUCACUCAGUGUUGGUGAAAUAUCAAGCGGACGGGGUCUCAAUCAAGAAAUUACUCUUCAGCGUCUCGGUGAUACACGUUGGGGCUCUCACUAUAGUUGUUUAAUUAACUUGAUUGCCAUGUUUUCAACCAUAGUCGACGUCAUUGAGAUGAUUGCUACUGAUAAUACAAGUACCGGAACAAGAGGGAUUUCAAACGCAUUGUCAAGAACAUUACAAAGAAAAGAUCAAGAUAUUGUCAAUGCUAUAAAAUUGGUGCAAAUAUGUAAAACACAGCUUCAAACCAUGAGAGAUGAUGGAUGUGAUUCUUUUUUGGGAGUGAUUUGUUCGUUUUGUGAAACUCAUAAGAUCAAUGUUCUCGAUAUGGAUGAUAUGUUUGUAACUGUAGGUCAUUCACGACGUGAGACAGUGACAAAUUUGCAUCAUUUUCGUGUGGAAAUAUUUUAUGCCGUCAUUGAUAUACAACUUCAAGAGUUGAAUGAUCAUUUUGAUGCAGCAGAUAUCCUAGAACUUGAUGAUCAACUAGAUACGUAUAUUCUUGAUAUGCGCACUUUUGAAGACUUUGAAGAAUUACAAGGCAUUAGGGAUCUUGCACAGAAGUUGGUUGUGAAGAAUAAACAUGAAGU
This is a messenger RNA of Olea europaea var. sylvestris, 767 nucleotides long. RefSeq lists its product as uncharacterized. The annotation marks the transcript as partial. The transcript has 4 exons. The record is from RefSeq and is a predicted model, not a curated record. NCBI's taxonomy places the organism in Eukaryota, Viridiplantae, Streptophyta, Magnoliopsida, Lamiales, Oleaceae.